AUGGGUAAAAGUACCCUCGUGAAUCUCAGAGGAGAUGGAAAAGGAUGUCUCAAAGAAUGGGACAGAGUUUAUGACUAUGAUUUCUACAAUGACUUGGCAAUGCCGGACAGGGGUCAUGAUUUUCAUCGUCCAGUUCUUGGAGGAUCCUUGGAUUGUCCUUAUCCCAGAAGAGGGAGAACCGGUCGGAAACCACACAAAAAAGAUUCGAGGACGGAGAGCAGACUGUUUCUUCUAAGCUUAAAGAUUUACGUACCACGCGACGAACAGUUUAGCCUCGUGAAGUUCUCAGAUUUCGUUGCCUACGCUUUGAAAUCUUUGUUUCAGGUACUUAUCCCAGAGGUUGCAGCAUUAUGUGACAAAACCAUAAAUGAAUUUGAUUCCUUUCAAGAUGUACUUGAUCUUUAUGAAGGUGGUAUCAGACUACCAAAUGAUGCCACUCUUAAGAAGAUAAGAGAUUGUGUCCCUUGGGAGAUGAUCAGGGAACUUGUUCGUAACGACGGCGAGAGAUUGAUGAAGUUCCCGAUGCCUGCUGUUAUCAAAGAGGAUAAGUCUGCUUGGAGGACAGACGAAGAGUUUGCACGAGAAACACUCGCAGGCGUCAACCCAGUAAUCAUCAGUAGGCUGCAAGAAUUCCCCCCUGCAAGCAAGCUUGAUCCUGAAGUAUAUGGAAACCAGAAAAGUACCAUUACAAAGGAGCAUAUUGAGAGAAACAUGGAUGGAUUCACUGUGGAAGAUGCUCUAAAACACAACAAAUUGUUUAUAUUGAACCAUCAUGAUGCCUUGAUGCCUUACUUGGCAAGGAUAAAUUCCACUACCACAAAGACUUAUGCCACAAGAACUCUGUUCUUCCUACAAGAGGAUGACACGCUGAAGCCGUUGGCAAUCGAGUUGAGCUUGCCGCAUCCGCAAGGCGACAGCCACGGAGCUGUAAGCAAAGUUUUCACCCCGGUGGAGGAUGGUGUUGGAAGUUCGAUCUGGCAGUUGGCUAAAGCUUAUGCUGCUGUGAAUGAUUCUGGCUACCAUCAGCUCGUUUCUCAUUGGUUAAACACCCAUGCUGUAAUCGAGCCAUUUAUAAUCGCUACUAAUAGACAGCUGAGUGUGGUUCACCCUAUAUAUAAGCUUCUUCAUCCCCAUUUCCGUGAUACAAUGAACAUAAAUGCUUUGGCUCGACAGACACUCAUCAAUGCCGGUGGUGUACUUGAAUUAACAGUCUUUCCAGGAAAAUAUGCACUUGAAAUGUCAUCUGCUAUUUACAGGAACUGGUUUUCACUGAACAGGCUUCCUGUUGAUCUAAUUAAGAGGGGAAUGGCAGUGCCGGAUUCGAGCUGUCCCUAUGGACUCAAAUUGAUGAUAAACGAUUACCCAUACGCCAUUGAUGGGUUAGAAAUCUGGGCCGCCAUUGAAACCUGGGUAACCGAGUACUGUUCUUUCUACUACCCAUCAGAUGAAACAGUUAAAAACGACACUGAAAUCCAAUCAUGGUGGUCGGAGGUCAAAAACGAAGGCCACGGCGAUUUAAGAAAAGAACCAUGGUGGCCGGAGAUGAACACAUUAGCUGAUCUCACCCAAGCAUGUACCAUCAUCAUAUGGAUAGCUUCCGCUUUCCACGCAGCUGUCAAUUUCGGACAAUACCCAUACGCCGGAUACCUCCCAAACAGACCAACAGUCAGCCGUCGGUUCAUGCCGGAACCAGGCACCAAAGAAUACGACGAGCUCGAAAACGACCCAGAUUUGGCUUUCUUGAAAACAAUCACCGCACAGUUCCAAACUUUACUGGGUGUAUCACUUAUAGAAGUCUUAUCAAGGCAUUCAACCGAUGAAAUAUACUUGGGGCAAAGAGAUACGGCGGAAUGGACCACCGACGAUGAACCCUUAGCGGCAUUUGAAAGAUUCGGGAAGAAACUGGUGGAAAUUGAGAGUAGGAUUAUGGAAAGAAACAAUGAUAGUAAAUUGAAGAACAGAGUUGGACCGGUGAAGGUGCCGUAUACAUUAUUGUAUCCUAGUACAUCGGAUUAUAGCAGAGAAGGUGGGCUUACAGGGAAGGGAAUCCCCAAUAGUAUCUCGAUAUAAAGCUCUUUGCCAUUGGCAGGCUUUCCAUGGCAGGAAAGUAUCGAUUUAUGGGAAUAUAAUAGGUUUUCCUUUUUUUUCUUUUUGGGUGUGUAAACUUCAACCAAAAGGUAAGUUAGAGAUGUCAAAGAAUAAAUUAGAUUCAUUGCUUGUGCAGAAUUAGAUAAAUAAAUAAAGGCAGUUUCUGAAUAUGAUCGGAGAAUAUAGGGAAGAGUGGUCCAAGUGGAGAGGAUGACUUAGGGAUGCCAACUUUAUUUGGAUUUAAUCCGAUAAUUCUAGCAUUAUUUUUCGAUUUUAAA
This is a messenger RNA of Gossypium raimondii (Peruvian cotton), 2366 nucleotides long. RefSeq names its product linoleate 9S-lipoxygenase 5-like. NCBI's taxonomy places the organism in Eukaryota, Viridiplantae, Streptophyta, Magnoliopsida, Malvales, Malvaceae. The record is from RefSeq and is a predicted model, not a curated record. Gene Ontology annotation, molecular function: metal ion binding; oxidoreductase activity, acting on single donors with incorporation of molecular oxygen, incorporation of two atoms of oxygen. Gene Ontology annotation, biological process: lipid oxidation.